This is a messenger RNA of Enterobius vermicularis (human pinworm), 1569 nucleotides long. NCBI's taxonomy places the organism in Eukaryota, Metazoa, Nematoda, Chromadorea, Rhabditida, Oxyuridae. The record is from the annotation of a GenBank genome assembly.
UUUCACAGAAUGUUAAUGCCAAGUUCGCAGCUACGUGACUUAGACCUGGUAAAAUGGUUAGACAAUAAACUUGGUGACAGUAAUGAACUUUGGAGUGGUCGUCAAGCUGCCUCGCUUCUUUCACGAGAGAUGUUGGUGGAGUUAGAAACUUGCUUUCAAGCCUUAGAAUCUCACGUCAAAUUAAAGAUCGUGCUGGCUAUUCCCCAUCUUUCUUACCGGUUAAUGACAAUGUGGCGUGUCCCAUUGCAAAAUCUUUUGGCGCUGGCAAGGAGAGAUGCUGACGACUGGAUUGAAACUGUUGCGGACAUGUAUAGAGAUUAUCCGACUCGCAGAAGUGUGAACCCAGUUCCGUCCAACCCUAAUUCUUACUUUUGUAAAACUCUGGAUGAACUGCGAAGAAUAAUUAAAAAACAUUCGGAAGAAGGGAAUCUGCGUUUGCUGCCUCUGGAUACUGCUGUGGUGUCUCAAUCUGCUAUCAAGGCUCGAUAUGGCAUAGGAGAAGUUGAAGUCAGAAAGCAUUUUAACUUGAAAAGAAGGGCGAAGUCAUCUACGCUAAAGGCUGACCUUUUAAAAGCUGCAGAACAAGGGGUAAAUCCCGCAAAAAACCAAAAGAGCGGAAUUAUAUCCUCAAGUUUUCCUAUAAGGAUUAGAAGCACAGCACGGAAGCCAAACAAUGAUUUGCCUAUGCGAGGGAUUCCUACCGUCAAUACUUGUAAACUGUCUGGUGGCUUUACCAACGAACCUCGAAAGUUUCAAAGGCAGUUAGCAAAACGUGAAGGUGGUGCCAAGUUGAUUGAUAUAGCAGAAAUACCGCACGCUUUAAAAAAACGGAAGAGGGAGCAAGAAGCAGAAGAAAAGGCAAGAUUAAAACAAGAAAGGGAAGAAACCAAAAAAAGGUUAUUGGCAGAGAAAGCUGAAAAGGUCACUUUUAAGCCUGGUUGCGUCUUAUUAUCUCCAAGUACUUCGAGCCCUGUUUCUUUAACAACUAGUACUGUCAAUAGUACCGCAAAGCCCUCUUCCCCAUCUUCCUCUUUGGCUUCUUCAACGGCCCCUUCGACUUCUGGACGUAUACAACAGGAGGAGGUCGCAGAAAAAGAUUUGCCGGUUGUUCAGGAGAAGCCUUCUUAUGCCGAUGUACGAGAACGGCCAACUAUGGGUUAUACUGAAAAUGUGUCUACAAUUGCUCAAACUAUUUCGCGACAACUGGAGCAGCGCGAGUUAACUAGUCGACGUCAGUGCGACGAACUUUUGAGUUCGGCUAACGCGUUAGAUGCCCAAGGCCGUCGAAUGGUCACAGCGUUUAUGGCUGGAAAUAAAGCUCAUCCUUUCCCCCAAAUGGGUGACAUUGUUACAUUGAAGUUGUCGGAAACUUAUGAAGAUGAAAUCAAGCCAGAUGGGACCUGCCAACGGCAUCGAGUUGAAACAUACUUUCAGAUGGACUAUCGUACUGGAGAGUGGAAACGACUUCGUAAAACAAAAGCCUUACGUCCGGAAGAAAUGACUAGCAUAUUUGGGCAGUUUGCGGAGAUCCCAGUGGGACUAUCUCAAGCACAGAGGUCUUUUAGCUGA